AUGUGCAGCCUGUCAGCGUUGGCGCGCGGCUGCCGGCCCGCCGCCAAGCCGUGCUGUCUGUGCUGGUGCUGCUGCUGCUCGUGUUCCUGGGCCAAGUGGUUGGCGGCUCGCGGUGCGGACGGCGGUCCCGGUAAGAAGCCCCGGGAGCCCGGACCCCACGAGCCUCUGCUCCUCGAUGGGGACGCGCCACCGACGCUCGAGGAAAUCCAGAGUUGGGGACAAUCGUUUGAUCGAUUGAUGAGGAGCGCAGCCGGUCGUAAAGUGUUCCGCGACUUCCUGCGCGGCGAGUACUCGGAGGAGAACAUCAUGUUCUGGCUCGCCUGUGAGGAGCUCAAGAGAGAAGUGGACCCGGACGCCGUGGAGGAGAAGGCGCGCUUCAUCUAUGAGGAUUACAUCUCCAUCCUGUCUCCGAAAGAGGUUUCUCUGGACUCGCGCGUCCGUGAGACCGUGAACCGCAACAUGGUGGAGCCCACGCCGCACACCUUCGACGAGGCGCAGCUCCAGAUCUACACCCUCAUGCACCGCGACUCCUACCCGCGCUUCGUCAACUCUCCCCUCUACAAGGCCCUGGCGCGCAUGUCCGCGGGCUCGCCGUCCGCGCCGCCCGCACACACCGCACAGAGCGCACAGACCGCGCCCGUUGGCGACGCCAAGUGA
Messenger RNA from Danaus chrysippus (African queen), 657 nucleotides. Lineage: Eukaryota; Metazoa; Arthropoda; Insecta; Lepidoptera; Nymphalidae. The record is from the annotation of a GenBank genome assembly.